This is a messenger RNA of Naegleria fowleri, 11202 nucleotides long. RefSeq lists its product as uncharacterized. The transcript has a single exon. Bases 1 to 11202 code for a protein of 3733 amino acids. NCBI's taxonomy places the organism in Eukaryota, Heterolobosea, Eutetramitea, Acrasida, Naegleriidae. The record is from RefSeq and is a predicted model, not a curated record.
AUGCUUCAAUCAACACGUGCGUCAUCAUCAGGUAUCGGAAACAAUACUUCACCUCCUUCUUCUUCACCUGUUUGUGCAAUCAUCAUCAGAGAGCAACAACAAGUGAUUGCGUGUAUAAAUGAUGUCGAUGGAUCUCUCGUUGCUGCCCAACCUUUAGGAGGAAUACAUUUUUCCAAUGUAUCUCAUGAAUCACGAAGUAAUUUAUCAAAAACAAUAACCGUAGAAAAUCGGAGUGAUGAAGAUAUUACGAUCCGAUUAAGUUUUGCUCACCAACAUAUUUCUUCAUCAUCACUGAACACGUUAAACCAUUCAACCAUAGGCAGUAGUAGUGGCUCCAGUAAUAAUGCUGUAUCAAGUAAUGUACAGACAACAUUAGUCACAUUUCAAACAUUUGAUCCCAGUGAUCAACAAUUUUCUAAUCAAAUGUUCAACACUUUAUACAACUUCCAACAAAUCAAAAUCAAAAAAUUUGAAUCAAAUAAUUUUGUACUUAAUUUUAAUCCAAGCAAAUUGCCAUCACUCUCUGAUUCUUUGAAAUUUCAAGAUUUAAAGUCCUUCAAAGGAAAUAUUGUAUUAGACGUUAUCUCUCUUAAAUAUAACGAUAAGAUUAAAAUACCCUUCGCUAUAGAGUUCAAUCAAAGCAAGAUAAAGCUGGACGAGAAUGAAAUUGAAUUUGGUACUUCCAUUAUUAAUCGCAAGUACAUCAAAGAAUUUACAAUUACCAACAUUUCCGAAGAAGACAUUACUUUCAGCAUUUCUUCCGAAGAUAAUAUCAUCAUUCGAAAUACCUCUCAUAGAUCUAGAAGCUUUUCAAAUCCAUCAUUGGUUUCUGAGGAUAGAGCAAUUGCCGAGUUGACUUUCUCGGAAUAUGAAACUGGAAAGCUAUUAGGAAAGCAAGAAAACGUAAUAAUGGCACAUUCAUCCAUCCGAGUGAAUGUUGUUUUCAUUCCCAAAAUAAUUGGUGAAUUGAACUUCAAUGUAUCAAUUUCAAAUGACAUUGAUGGAGUACUUUCUACAAUUAAUUUUAAAUCUAUUGCCUAUGCAACAGAUGAAUCUGAUGCAAUACCAAGUAAGAGUAGAAAUAUUCUUGUAUUGGAUGAAUAUGGAAAACAACCCAUCUCAAAAAUUGAUUUUGGAGACUUUUUUAAAGGACAAACAGUGUUCAGAGUGAUUACAUUGAGAAAUCAGAGUAAUGAGUCUUAUGAUAUUUAUUUGACCACAAGUGGUAGUAGCUCCAAUCAAUCCUCGCAAACAACGGGAACAUCCUCUUCAGGUGGUGGGAGUGGUAGUAGUUCUGGUUCUGGUGCCUCUAUUACUGGUGCUAGCAACUCUCCUAUUAUUGGUGGUGGUGGUGGUGGACUUGGCACUUCAUCACAAGACUCAAUUACUUCAAAGGAGCAUGAUUUUAUCCACUUUGAAGUUUUUGAUCCAAAUAUUCAUAAUGUGCUUCUCCACAACAACAGCAAUGAUGAAAACUCUGCCAAUCAAAUGAAUUCUGGAGCAUUCAAUAGCACUGGCUCAUCUCUCUACAGAGAAAGCAUUGAAGAAUUAACGUUAUUGCCAAAGAGUGAUCGAAAGGUUCUUGUUUGUGCUCAUGUGCCACUCGAUGAGAAUUGUUUAUUCGACACAUCCUUGUCCAAGAUUAAGACCACUAUUUUAAUAACGACCAAAAACACUCCUCAAAGUGGUGGUGGUGGUGGUUCCAAUGUCCAAUCCAGUAGUAGCAACAGCAGCAUCAGUAGCGCCACUACAAGUACCACUCUUGUUGGAACGACGACAACUCCCUCGGCAACAACAACAAGUAUUUCAUCUUUGAGUGGUGGUGGCGGCGGCGGCAGUGUUAAUAGCCCGAGUGCUACUAGUAUGAGUGCUGUUGGAUCAUCCAUGACCUUCACAACAACAACACCUUCAACACCUUCAACCACCCCAUCCUCCAGUAUCGUCGCUACUACAACCACCACCACUCCAUCAUCAGCUGAAAGACGAGUAUUGGCCACUCUCAAAGCAAUUGCACAUACAUGUGCUUCCAUCAUUGAAGUCUCUCCAACCAACAUCAAAUUUGGUGAUAGCACCAUUGGAGAUAUCAAAUUCGCAUCAGUCACUGUUUUUAACAAGUCUGAUUUGCCUACACAAAUAUCAGUUCAAUUUACUUCCAAAGUCAUUACAUGUAAGACAAAAACAGCUGUAAUUGCUCCUCACAAGUCCAUUCGAAUUAGUUUUCGAUUAUCUCCAAGAAGAGUCAAUCCAAAUUAUAGAAAACAAAUUACCAUUGUGAAUGAAUGCAACAAAUUGAACGAACAGAUUAUUGAAGUAGAAUCCAACAAUGUCGAUAGAAAUAUGUUAAAUUUUCAUUGCAAAUUCUAUGAUGUUCACACUUCCUCUCAACAUAAUUAUGCGAAAUCAAUUAACUUUGGAGUUGUUGCUUUGAAUGGAAUUUCCUUAUCAAAAUUUCAAUUAUCAAACAUUUCGGAUGAACCCAUUGUUUUACGAUUGAGAUCAUCCUUAAUGGAGAAUGAACUUGUUCCAUACAGAAUUUCACGAAAGACAUCUCAACAACAAUCAGAUUCGGACGAUUCAAGUGCCAAUGAGGUGAAUUCAGAUGCCGCCGCCAACAACAACAUGACAUCCUCCGAUGUCCAUUCUCCCUACGAUAGCAGUUCAACAACUUCCUAUCAUACCGCAGCAGAAGCAGGAAGCGGAAUGGACUCUUCACCACAUCCAUCCAUGACCAAACAACACAAGAAAAGAAAAAGAAAACAUAUUACGGCUCACACCACUGCGACAACAUCAGCCAACACAAAAGUUUCAUCUCAAUCUCCCUUGUCGACUGUGAAUAGUUCUGCUCUGCAAACUUCUCUUAAAUCCUCGUUGAAACUCAAAGAAGAAUCUUUCCAAAUGAAACGAUCCACUUCAUUACACGAAACAUUUAGAACGGGUGGUAGUGAUCAUCAUGCAACAACCACUACACCUACCUUAUUUAACACUGAUUUUGCUGGUGUUGAUGAAAUUAGUACAUUGGUGAGCUUUGACUCUGAUGACGAUGACAGUGAUGAAGAUAUGGAUAACUUUUCUACGAUCAGCAGUCAUUCUGACAUGUUCAACAAUCCAAUUUCAAAUCCUCAAGAAUUUUGUGAUGAUUUGCUUGCCCUUUAUGAGAAAAUUCAAGAAAAUCUUUUUGAUCAAACCAACAACCAACAAGUGGCAGAUGAAGAAUCAAUUAUUAAUGACGAAUUAGAAUUCAAAAAGAAGUUAGCCUUUGCCAUUGAUCAAUAUAUUCUUGUUCCAUGUGAUUUAAUUUCAAUUGAACCUCGAUCCUCCAUGGACAUUUUUGUUACUUACUCACCCAAGAGCACAAAUAGCAAAUUUAUGUCCACACCUGCCAACAUUUCACCUCUCAGUCUUCACAGUGAUGUUUCUUUUUCGAGUAAUACUUCAAUUAAUGCCAUGAAAAAGAAUUUUGAAAAGCUUUUUAUUGAAUUGGUGGAUUACGAUCGAACAUUGGUUGAUGAAAUUAUUCCAAAAGAAUCUCUUCCUCCAAGAGAACUUACCGUUCAAUCAAAAGUGUGUCUCUCCAUGAUGGAAAUUGCUCAAAAAAACAUCAACUUUGGAUCCAUCACCAACAUUGAAGACAGAAAGAAGACAAUUACUGUCAGUAAUGCAUCUGAAGUACCAUUACUAUUUCGAGUGAAGAGAUCUGGAUCGAUAGCCUCCAAUGACAUUAAAAUAUUGGACAUGUUAGAGUGUGGUGGUGUUGUCCGUCCAUAUGGAAGUAGAGACAUUCAAUUGUAUUUUAAACCUUCUCUUCCAGGAGUAUUUAAUGAGACCUUAACAUUUGAGAAUAUUUUAGAUGAAUCAGAUAAGAUUCAUAUUGUGGUUAAGGCUGAUAUUAGAAACUAUGAAAAGUUUACUCUCAAAUCCAAUGAUAUUAAUUUUGGAAAUAUUUUAAUUGGUCAGCCAAGUAUCUCAAAAAAAAUUGUUGUAACCAAUAUGAGUAAGAAUCGAAGAAUAUUCGAAACGAUGAUUGAAUAUGUGAGCUUUAGCUUUUGUCGAUUCGAAUUUGAAUAUGAUUUGGAACCAGUGAGUCAAAGUACAGAAAUUGAAAAAUUAGAAACCGAACUCGAAAAAUUGGAACAUAAAUACAGAAUUUGUGUGAGAAAGAACAAGACUUCAAAGAUUAAAAAGCUCACAGAAAGAAUCAAUGAAAUCAAAAAGGAACUUAAUUUUGAUGAUCACACACCAGUGGGUCGAGUAGAGGAUGAUGUAUUCAUCUCUGAAAGUGAUGAUGAAGGAAAAAAAGAAAGAAAGUUCAAAAAAAUUGAAGAGAAUGGAAUUCGAUUUGCAAUUCCAGCAAGAAUGUCUCAGGUCAUUAAUUUGAAAAUCAAACCCUAUCUUAUUGAUGUAUCAUCAACACCCAAUGUUGCCUUUGAGAAUGGUAUUUGCAGAAUGCUCGUCUAUGAGAAUAGAAAUACCGAUGAGCAAAAAAUGGUGACUCUGAGUUCGGUGGUUCACUACGAUCUCAAAUCUUUUAAUCAUUCCAUUUCAUUAUCGAACUUUUCAACAACCAACACACCAAAACAAGAAUCAACAACCGUAUUAACUCCAAUCUCACCCAUUCUUGGAAAGACAAUGAUCAGAAAGUCUGCUAGUAGUGAAAAGUUUCCAAAAGAAACACUACUCACCUCGAAUACGACAAGUACUAUUCCAAAUCACCAUACACAAUCCUCCUCCUCCUCUUCAACAACAACAACGACGACGUCCUCCUCAUUAUUCUCCUCAUCCUCUUCUUCAUCUUUAGGCAUUCAUCCAUCGAGAAUUGUAUCCCUUCCAAAUAAGAUUGAAAAACAAUCGAAACAAUCCUCUUCAAGUACGAACUAUCCACUCAAAUCCAUUCAAAUACUUUCUCCUGAAAUUGAUUUGGGUGCAAUAUCGGUUGGUGAAAAAGUGAAAUGUAAAAUUUCAAUUACCAAUGAAUCUAAAACCGAAGAAUCAGGUUUUGUCAUUUUAGAUCACACAUCCAACAAACAAACCAUCACCUCCGAUUGUGAACUUCAAUUUAGCAAAAGAAAUGGAACUCUGCCACCAGGAAAGUACGAAAAUAUUGAAGUGGUGUGUGAGUGUUUUAGUCCUGGCACACAAAUGCACACUGUGAACAUUCAAGAUUUAAGAACCAAAGUCAUUCACAAAUGUACGAUCAAAUGCAAUGUGAUUGUGGAUUCUCCUAUUCACUUGGAGAAUAUUGGCGAUGAUCGAAUUCUCAAUUUUGGUUUUUGUUACAUUAACAUGGUAACUGGAGGAGAGAACGAUACUCAGGGUAGUUCUAGUGAUGCUGUAAGGAGUAGUACUGCUGCUGCUGCUACGAUCGGACACUCAAGUUCUAUCACCAUCAACACCACCACCACCACCAACAAUACCACCACCACCAACAAUACCACCACCACCAACAAUACCAACACGAUGGCUACUACUCUUCAGAAUUAUGCAAAAGUUUCUAGCUUCAAAGUUCACAACACCAAAAACAAUGCUCUCACUCUCAAACUCAUCUCCAAUUCAAAGAAACAAAUCUUCCUAUUCAAAGAUGCAUCUCUGAGUGAGCCAGCAACUCUUUUGAAGGUAGAACCUCAUGCAUCUCUACAAAUUUUUGUUGCCUUUAAACCUCACAUGAAUAUGAAUUUGGCAAAUAAGGGAAAAUGUACAUCGUUUGCUAGCAGCAUUGUAUUGAGUGUGUUGAAUGAGGAAAAACAAAUUUAUUCACAGGUCAUUCAAAUCAGAGCAUUCAUUGGAAAAAGUAUUCUCAAUGUCGAUACUCAAUUUAUUGAUUUUGGAUGGUCAAGUAAUUUAAAACAAUUUACAGGUACUUUUACAAUUUCAAAUGGAAAUCAAUAUCUACCACUCGAGUAUGAAAUUGUUUCAUCUUCUCCCAAUGAAUUGUUUGUGAGUAAUGAGAGUUUAUUGAAGGGAGUAUUGAGUGGAAACAAAACUCAAGAAAUUCAAUGGACUCCAACAAGUCCCUCUAAAACAAACAACAACACUAAUACUAUGAGUAGUAGUGUUGGUAGUAGUAGUAGUAUCGAUGGAAGUAGUAAUACUAUGAGUAAUGUUGAUGGUAGUAGUCGUGUUGAUACAUCAGUAGUGUCGUCUCAUCAUCCUCUACCACAUACUCUCACCAUACCAUUCACUUUUCAACCAUCAUCGAGUGGUCUUCAUGACAAUUACUUUACCAUUAUUAACAAAUCUGUGAACUCAUCUCCAACACCAUUCUCAGCCCAACUGUUCACAACAAUUCAAAAUCAUGAAACUACAACCAUCGCAGUUCGUGCAUUUGUAGAUGAUCGAAAAUCUCUUAGGAAUAAUCUCAUUGCAGAUAGCUCUGGAGUGGAUGCUUUAAUCUUCAAUACGGUCUAUGUGGUGAAAGAACGGUUAUCAGUGAUACCAUCAGGUUCGAAUCAUCAAGAAGAAAAUUCACAACUAUUAGACACAUCAUCCGUGAAUGGUCCAUCUUCUUCGGAUGAACUUUUCAUUUCUGGUGUUCCUCUACCACAUGUACAACAACUUGCAAAACAAUUGAUUGAAAAUUAUGAAUAUGUCGAUGAAUCAGAAAAGGAUUUAAUUGAGGAAAUUCAAAACUCGGUCAUUUUAGGAAUUCAAGAAUUUCAAAUGUCCAACAUUUCGAAACAAGACAUGAUUUUGAUACCGUACAGUGAUGUUGAUAUGAUUGUCUUUGUGAAGAAUAAGAAGAAUCUCCUUUCAAAGGGAAGCAAUAGUUCAAAAGGUCAGAAGAGUAGUAGUAGUGGCAGCAACAACAACAACAUUAUUGGUAAUGGCAGUAUAGGUACUAGUAGUAGUAGUAUUGGAAGUAACAACAACAACAACUCUUUAACAAAUUCCUCCUCCAAAGAUCGUCUUCAAGUCAUGUUAAACUCAGCAAAUAGUUCAUUCAAUCAAUAUUCAAAGAGAGGAAAACCAUUCAUUUUACCUGCUGGAGAACAAUUAACACUCGUGACCAUGUUGACUGGUCUUCCAUUGAACAUGUCCAUUCUCGAUAUUGAAACUCUUUUGAAGAAAUCAAGUGUGAAUGUUCAAAGAUCUCUCAUUUUGGCCGAUGAUAAGGAACAUGUAUUGAAAUUGAUCAAUGUUCAUAUUCAAUUGGGAAUUUCAGACAUUUCACUUCGUUCGAGUUCGAUUAAUUUGGGUAAAGUGGGAUACAUUGAUCAAUGGAAUCCUCGAAAAUUCCAAAUUGUGUUGAACAACAACUCGGAGGUCAUUUCAAAAGUAAGACUCGUCUCCAAACCCAAUGAAAUUGAAUUUCUCUCCAAUAUGAUGUUCAUGAGUGGUGGUGGUGGUGGUCAGAGUGGUGGUGGUAAUGGUACGAAUAGUAAUACUAUCAAUAAUAUCAGUAGUAGUAGUAAUAAUGGUAAUAAUGGUAAUAGUAAUACUAUCAAUAAUACUAGUAGUAGUAACAGUAGUAGUAACAGUAGUAGUAAUAUCAGUAACAACAGCACCACCACCACCAUGGAAUGGACCAUUCCUCCAAAAGGUCAAAAAACGAUUUUAGCUUGUCUCAAAACCAUUGAAUAUAUGGAUCACAAGAAACCACUCAAUCCCGAUGGUCUCCUUUCACUUUCUGUGGUCUUUGAAAAUUUAUACAAUCCAACCAAUGUAUUGAGUGCAACCAUUACUGCAAAUGUAACUCAAAGAGUUUGGGAAAUAUUUGGAUUACAACCAAACAAUUCAAUCAAAAUGCCACUUUUACAAUGUCCAGAGAUUAUGAAAACCAUUACUAGUAACACAAGUUCUGUGAGUGAUUUAACAUUGACCAUCACCAACAAUAGUUCCUCUAAAAUUGAUUCUAAAUUUAGAGUCGUUUAUAACAAUCCAAGUAUUUAUCACUUUUUGAAAAUUGAUUUACUUGAUUUUUCAACAAGUAUUCCAAUUAAGGAAUACAAAUUUGAAAAAAAGUCCACUCUUUAUAUUAGAAUUCGAUGUAGAGCAAAACAAAAUGCAACCAUUCCACAUGAACUCUAUUCAUUGAUUAACACUCCAGAUGAUUUGAAUUUACAUGAAUUGAAAUAUAUUCAUGUUGGAAAAUUAAUUUUUGAGUCUUCCAAUCAACCAAAAGAAUCCUUUGAUAUUUAUGGAGCCAUUGUUCAGUAUCCAACCUUUUCACUUUCAGUAGACAAGUUAGAUUUUAAAUUACCAUCACCAAUGGUUGAUUAUUAUUAUCCUUCCAGUGGUAAUAGUAUUAGUGGUGGUGGUCAGAGUGGUCAGAGUGGUAAUAGUAUUAGUGGUGGUGGUAGUAUUAGUAGCAGUGUUACUGGUGGUAAUAGUAUUACUGGUAAUACCAUCCCUGCAAAUGCCAAAGUCCUUCAAGAAUCCUUCACCAUCAAAAAUAUCAAAAAAUAUGAAGCACUCUAUUUCAAAAUUAAAAAGAGUUGGACCAAUGAAGAGGAUGAAUUGGAAGGAGUGAAUAUUACGAUAUUUCCUGAAAAGGGUCUCCUUGAACCUGCUCUCUCAACAGUCAUUAGUGUAUUCAUUGAUUAUUCCUCCAUUCAAAGCAUUGAAAAAGUCUUUGAAAAACUUUCAUUGAUUGGUAAAUCCUAUCAUUUGGUGGUAUCUGAUGAAUAUGCACCAUUAACUAUUCAACAUUUACCAUUGAAUGUGAAGGCAGUUGAUUAUUACAAGAUGUAUGGAGAUGCCCUCUUACAUGAUUUGAGUGUUUCUACGACGACUCUAACUACUAUCGGUACUACUACUACUACUAUUGGUACUACUACAAAGAACCAUUUCAAUAGUAGUAGUGGUGGUGAUGGCAUCAAUCGUUCAUCUACGGUCAUUACUUCAACUACUUCAACUACUGGUGGUGGUGGUAGUGUGAUCAGUCAUCACUCUCUCAGUAACAACAACAACAACAAACCAUCCUCCUCCUCCUCCUCAUCCUUGUCCUCUUCACCUGUAUUGAUUUUAAAGGGAUGUCGACCACUCUUACAACAAUUAUCAUCCUCUGCAAACAUGACCAAUCGAUAUGAAAUUGAAUUCAAGCACAAGAGAACACUCACGAAAAAGACUGUUGAAAGUAAGAUUACAUUGGAAAAUCCAUCACCUCAAGAUGUGUCCUACAAAAUCUAUACCAUUUCAGGUAAAAUUAAUUCAAGUGCUUCAAGUCCAUUUUCAAUGAGUCGCACUAGUGGAACUAUAGAUGCUUUUGAUUCACAUCAAAUUACAUUUACAUUCAAUACGGAUUCUAUUGAAAGUUUUUCUGAUUAUAUUAUAAUUGAAAAUUGUGAAAAUGCACUUGAUUUAAAGACAUUGAGAGCAUCUCUUGAAAUUUUAAGUGAAAUUGAAGACCCUGAAAAAUUAUUUGAUAUUCGAAUUGAUGGAAUUAAGAGUAAUGCUGCUACUAAUAAUACUAGCAAUAAUGAAUUACCACUCAAAAUGGAUUUAGGAACUGCAUUUAUUGAUACUGUGAUUAGACAUCGAUUCAUUGAUGUUGUGAAUUUGAGUGAUGAUACUCCACUUGAAUUCUUUUUCACAUCCAAUCACAAUCCAGAUACAACUGAACUUCAUUUUUCACUUUCAUUGACAUCAUUGAAACCAUUUUAUAGUUUACGAGUGGAACCAAAAUCAAAGACUCGAGUUUAUUUAAUCUAUAAGGUUCAUAAGGAAAUUAUGAAUGAUCCAACCACCACCAUCCAUAGUCCAACAACAACAACAACAACAACAACCACUGAUUUAUCUCCUCCCAAUAAUUCCAUUGGUGUUGGUGGUGGUGAUGGUGAUAGUGGUUUAACAACCAAUACCACCACCACUACUGUCGUUAGAGAUGGUACUGAUAGAGAUGGUACUGAUAGAGAUGGUACUGAUAGAGAUGAUUCUGGUGGUGUUGGUGGUGGUGGUGUGGAUCCAACCAUCAUGAGGAGUCGUUCAUUAUUGAGUGAAUCUUCUCCUUCAACACCUCGUUUCUCAUCCCAACAUGCAAUGAUGACUCAGAACCUUUUAACCUCUCCACCAUCUCCUUCUUUUCAUUCUUCUUCUCAUACUCUUGAUGAUAGUUUGAAUACCACCAUUACUUCUACUGACAUGACAUUUAUUGAUGAAUUUGAUAUUCUUGUGAAGUGUAAAUUAGUGAAAGAUUAUCAAAGAAUGAUCAAAGUCACAGCAACAUGUGUGAGACCACAAAUGUACUUGACACGACAAGAAGUAACUUUUAUAUGUAAUGAACAACAUUCAAAUGUGAUGAUGGAUGUGAAUUAUAAUCCUAUCGAUCGAUGUCCAAUUACACUUAAAAAUUUAUUGAAUGUUCCAUUACUUUAUAUUAUUAGAGAUGAUUUUUGUAAAUUAUUCAAGAUACAUGUGUUGGAUAGUGUUGGAUCACAAAUUACAUCGAGUACUAUUACUACUACUAUGAAUACAGUCCAUCUAAUCACUAGUACUCCUUCCAAUAGCAAUUCGACACCUUCUGACAACACUCUAAUUCCAAAACAAACGGUGGAUGUUUUGAAUCAUAGAAUUUAUUCCAUUCCUCCAUAUAGUACUCAUACCAUUGUGAUUGAACCAAUCGUUUCUAAACUUUCAAAAAUGGAUGCUAAAUAUUUGGAAGAACAUUUAUUUAUUUAUAAUUAUGAUAACAUUCGUGAAAAGAAAUUAGUGACUAUCAAAUUCUCAAGAUUAUCAUCAAUAACUCAAUUCUAUUCAACACCAGGAUCCAAAUCAUCACCAGUGUACAAUGCAUUGGAAGAAUCGAUUGUAAAUGUUAUUACUCAAUUCAGAAAAUAUUCAGAAUAUUAUUUAUCCAUGAAAAAUUUAAGUGAACUUAGAGAAGUGGAGCGAUCAAGAAGAAUUACAUUGGAUGUUAUUGAAGAUAUUCUUAGACAGAAAGAAUUCAUCUCUCUCUAUUAUGACAUUAGAUUCUUGACCGAUGAAUUAGUAUUUUGGGGUCUCAAAGGAAAUAUUGUUGGAAAGGUGAUUUUUGAUUUGGCGAACUUGUUAUACAUUUCACUGUUUAAAUAUGGAUCACUCUUUUCACAGAGAGACAAAACAAAAUUCUCUGCCGAGAUCAAUCAGCAGCAAGCACACAAAAACGAUUACCAUUCUUUCAAACAAUGGAUUGGCCAAUUGUCGUACUAUCUUUCAUAUUUCCAUGGAGAAGAGGCUUUUGAAUUGAGACAGUUGUUGGAAGAUUUGCUUUCUAUUCCAAGUGAGUUGUAA